Molecule: messenger RNA, 664 nt
Organism: Peromyscus leucopus (white-footed mouse)
Lineage: Eukaryota; Metazoa; Chordata; Mammalia; Rodentia; Cricetidae
Product: guanine nucleotide-binding protein G(I)/G(S)/G(O) subunit gamma-2-like
Exons: 1
Coding region: 269-481 (70 amino acids)
Biological process (GO): G protein-coupled receptor signaling pathway
Cellular component (GO): heterotrimeric G-protein complex
Molecular function (GO): G-protein beta-subunit binding
Source: RefSeq, a predicted model, not a curated record
CACAAUUAUGGAUCAACUAAAUGAAUGGGGCAAAAUUAGAACAGGAAGAUUGAAUGGAGAGGAGGGAAGGAAGAUAGUAAAUGAAAGAAUAUAGAGAGGGACAGCUAAACCAAGGGCCAUUUGAGGGGUCAUAUGGAAACCUACUAUAGUAGAAGCUUCUUAAAAUAAAUACGAACCAAGCCUCAGGAGCCAAGCAAGUUAGAUCUGCCAGUGAGCCUCCAGCCUUGAAAAUUGUCAAGAGUGUCUGAAAACCCUGUCCAGCUCUCCAAUGGUCAGCAACAACAUUGCCAGCAUAGUACAAGCCAGGAACCUGGUAGAGCAGCUGAAGAUGGAAACCAACAUUGACAGGAUAAAGGUGUCCAAGGUGGCUGCGGACUUGAUGGCCUACUGUGGGGCACAUGCCAAGGAAGACCCCCUGCUUAUCCCAGUCCCAGCCUCAGAAAAUCCCUUUGGGGAGAAAAAGUUCUGCACUAUCCUUUAAGUCUCUGAAAGGAGGCUGAAGAGUGCCUGGGCUCCUGGGAUAUUGGUGUAGAUUUCCUAACAAAAUGAUGUCUUUCUCAUGUGCAGCAUUUAAAGACAGGAAGACCAUUCUGGACACUCUGGGCUGUGCAUGUUUAAUGAACUGUCCCCUUAUGAGAAUGGAAACUGAUUCCAUGUCCCAACU